AUGAUUAUCGUGUUUCUUUUGACACAUAAUGAGAAUGUAUUCGUAUUGUCACGUAGGUCCCGGUCCAGAUCCCGGUCCCGAUCUAGUUCCCGGUCCGGUUCAGGAUCGCCGUCCCGACAAGGCAAGAAACGUCGCACGGUGCGUCUACAGUCUGACGAGGAGGGCGAGGCAGGUGGCGGCGGGGAGGGGGGCGAGGGGGUAGCGGGGGAGGGGGAGGGAGACGCGCGCCGCGGAGAGGGGGAGGGCGACGCGCCCCCGCCCCCCGCGCAGGACCAGUCCUCUGACGAUGACGAACCGGUCACAGGAUCCAGCGCGGACGCACAAAUAGGCAUGUCGGACUUCGACAUAAUGCUAGCGAGGAAGAAGGAGGAACGACGCGGCAGAAAGAGACGACGAGAUAUAGACAUCAUCAACGAUAACGACGAUCUCAUAGCGCAUCUCCUGCAGCAGAUGCGCGCUGCCGCCGAUGAGGAUAGAGAACUCAACAGGCGGAACCAGCCCGCCGUCAAGAAGGUAUCGAUGCUGAAGCAGGCAAUGUCUCAGCUGAUCAAGAAGGACUUGCAGCUUGCUUUUCUCGAGCAUAAUGUCCUCAACGUGCUGUGCGACUGGCUCGCGCCGAUGCCCAACAGAGCCCUACCGUGCUUGCUCAUCAGAGAUGCAAUACUCAAACUACUCACCGAUUUCCCUGCAAUAGACAAGCAGCUGCUCAAGCAAUCGGGCAUAGGAAAAGCAGUUAUGUACUUAUACAAACAUCCGAAGGAAACGAAAGCGAACCGCGAGCGAGCGGGACGGCUGAUAUCGGAGUGGGCCAGGCCUAUAUUUAAUCUAUCUACUGACUUUAAAGUUCUGCCACCCCAGCUCUUCAGGAAGCCCAUAAGUCCUUUAACUUUGCCGCACGCCUCCUUUAACGUCCGUGGACUACCCAGAUGUGAAGACCUAUGUCUUGAAACGCCCCUGCAUUCCAGUACGAUGACGCGUGAGGAGCGUCAGGCGCGUGAUGAGGCUAUGGCGGGAGCGAGACGGAAAGAUGAACCAGGACCAUCCAAGAAAACCAGACUAGACGAUCCGGACCGCACGGUACGUCCUGGUGAGCCGGGAUGGGUGGCCCGCGCGCGUGUACCGCUCCCCUCCAACAAGGAAUACGUUGUCAGGCCCAAGUCAACAUGCGAGACUGAUAUGUCGAGGACAACUAAAAAGAAGAUGACCCGAUACGAAAAGCAGAUGAAGAGGUUCUUGGAUCAGAAACGUAUCAAGAGCGGAUCUCGGCGCGCCGUCGAGAUAUCCAUAGAGGGCCGCAAGAUGGCGCUCUGA
Molecule: messenger RNA, 1311 nt
Organism: Diatraea saccharalis (sugarcane borer)
Lineage: Eukaryota; Metazoa; Arthropoda; Insecta; Lepidoptera; Crambidae
Source: the annotation of a GenBank genome assembly